Molecule: messenger RNA, 2465 nt
Organism: Adelges cooleyi (spruce gall adelgid)
Lineage: Eukaryota; Metazoa; Arthropoda; Insecta; Hemiptera; Adelgidae
Gene: Ssrp
Product: FACT complex subunit Ssrp1
Exons: 13
Coding region: 52-2334 (760 amino acids)
Cellular component (GO): nucleus; FACT complex
Molecular function (GO): DNA binding; nucleosome binding; histone binding
Source: RefSeq, a predicted model, not a curated record
UGAUUUUUAUCACGCUUGCUGUAGCCGUUUAGUGUUUACUAUAGUUGUUGCAUGUCACAAGUGUUCGGAACGCACACUUAUGUCGACAGUUUUUCAAACGUCCACAACCGAAUACUUGUAGUUUAUGUUUUGAAUAUUGCAAAAAUGGAUUUAGAAUUCCAAGAUGUCCGCGCAGAAGUCAAAGGGAUCAUGUGUUCCGGACGUCUCAAGUUCACCGACCAGAAUAUCGCUUUUAAGAAUGUCAAGACCGGCAAAGUAGAACAAUUGACGUCUUCGGACAUUGAAUUCGUCAACUGGCAAAAACUAGUCGGCACGUGCGGCAUAAGGAUUUUCCUGAAAAAUGGCAAUUUACACAGAUACAGUGGAUUCAACGAAUCCGAUCAAGAAAAAAUUGCAAAAUAUUUCAAAAAUACGUACAAGCUAGACAUGUUGGAAAAAGAACUGUCUAUUAAAGGAUGGAAUUGGGGUAGCUCUAAAUUUAACGGCGCGAUUUUGAGUUUUGAUAUCGGUAAUUUAACCGCAUUCGAAAUACCAUUGAACAAUGUAUCGCAGUGUACGACCGGAAAAAACGAAGUCACGUUGGAGUUCCAUCAGAACGACGAAGCGCCAGUCAGUCUUUGCGAAAUGAGAUUCCACAUUCCAACGGCCGAGCUGGCAGGCGAUCAAGAUCCUGUAGACGCUUUCCACGAUCAAGUAAUGAAACAAGCCAGCGUUAUAUCAGUGUCCGGCGAUGCGAUCGCUAUAUUCCGUGAAAUGCAAUGUCUCACUCCUCGCGGUCGAUACGACAUUAAAGUGUUCCAAACGUUCUUUCAACUUCACGGCAAGACGUUUGACUACAAAAUUCCGAUGACUACCGUGCUCAGGCUGUUUAUUUUGCCGCAUAAGGACGGCCGUCAAAUAUUCUUUGUCGUCAGUUUGGAUCCGCCCAUAAAACAAGGUCAAACGCGGUACCAUUAUUUAGUGUUGCUGUUUAACAUGGAAGACGAGACUUCUAUUGAACUUCCAUUCACUGAUGAAGAAAUCGAGACUAAAUACGCUGGAAAAUUAUCCAAAGAAAUUAACGGUCCGACAUACGAAGUUCUAGCACAGGUCAUGAAAGCUAUCGUUAACAGGAAAAUUACUACUCCGGCCAGUUUUAAAGGACAUUCGGGCACUUCAGCUAUCGGCUGUUCGUACAAAGCGGCUGCCGGUUAUAUUUAUCCUCUCGAACGAGGAUUUAUAUACAUACACAAGCCACCGAUACACAUUAGGUUCGAAGAAAUUUCAAGUGUGAAUUUCGCCAGAGGCGGAGGUAGUACACGUUCAUUUGAUUUUGAAAUCGAACUGAAAAACGGCGUUAUCCAUACGUUUAGUAGCAUAGAGAAAGAAGAAUACGGUAGUCUGUACGAUUUCAUAAACGCUAAGAAAUUGAGAGUGAAAAACACCGGAAAAUCAGAUAAACCAGCUUACACCGGAGACGACUACGGCGAUUCAGACAACGAAGGCGAACCCGACGCUUACUUGGAACGCGUUAAACGUGAAGGAAAAGAUCGAGACGAAGACGGCGAUUCGGACUCGAGCACGGAUGAAGAUUUCAACCCCGACGCUCAAGAGAGCGAUGUGGCCGAAGAGUUUGACAGUAACGUAUCGACGACGGAAUCAGAAGACGACGAAGAAGGCGGAAAGUCUAAAGAGAAAAAGAAGAAGAAGGAAAAGAAACCGAAAAGCGCUAAAACUAUUUCUGAAAAGCCGCGUAAACCGAAAAAAGCAAAGAAACCCGAUGACGGUCGACCAAAGCGCGCCGCUACUGCUUAUAUGAUAUGGUUCAACGAAGCCCGUGACGAGAUUAAAUCGAGUAAUCCAGGAAUUUCUUUCGCCGAAAUCGGAAAGAAAGGUGGUGAAAUAUGGAAAAAGAUGACUUCUAGCGAUAAAUCGAAAUAUGAAGAAAAAGCCGCUAAAUCUAAGGAAGAAUACACAAAAGCGAUGAAAGAAUUCAAAGAAUCCGGCGGAGGAGCCGAAUCUUCUAAAUCGAAAUCGUCCCCAUCGAAAUCUGCGUCCAAAAAGUCUUCAUCGAUGAAAAAAGUCGUGACUCCUGUAAAGAGUGGAUUGUAUAUUUCCAAAGAGUUUAUCGAAUCCAGUGACGAUUCAUCGUUAAGCGGGAGUGACAAAGAAAAAAGUAAAAGCAAAUCAAAAAAAGCUUCGUCAGAUGACUCGCCCAAUAAAAAGAGGAAAAACAAGAGUUCAUCUAACGAAUCGAGCGAAGAAGAGAAACCCAAGUCAAAGAAAAAAAACAAAAGUGAAUCCGAAGAAGACGAAAGCAGUGGAAGCGCGUCUGACGUGAGCGAUUCAGAUUAAAAAUGUAUUUGACAAAAAAAAAAAAGAAGGGAAAAAAAUGCAAACUAUCAUAUGAAUUUUUUUUUUGUUCCAUAAUUUAUUAUAAGUAUUUUUUUAAGUGUAUUGUUAAAUAAAUAAUUUUUAAUGCUGUA